AUGGAAGAGCUGACACGGUAUAAGGAAGCAUCUGUGCCAGGAAACCUAUCCGAGGAGGAAAAAAUGUUUCUCUUCUGUUUCCCCUUGCAGAAAUAUAAGCUGGAAAAGAGCAUCAGAGAGCUGCACGCUAUUGCCGACCAAGUGGAUGCGACCCAUAAGAUGCUCGCCAAGACCAGCCUGGUGGCCGGCGCCUCAGACGCCCUCUCUGGCGUCUUAAGCAUCUUGGGUUUGGCCCUCGUACCCGUGACAGUAGGGGGGAGUCUGAUGCUCUCAGCGGUGGGGCUGGGCCUGGGGGCAGUCGCUGCUGUCACCAACAUGUUGACGAGUGUCUUAGAAAAUAGAAGCAAUAUGGCAGCCAGAGAAAGAGCCAGCAGACUGGUGCCUAUGGAAACAACGACGGAGUACAAAGCUUUUGAAGAAAUAAGGCUGUCUGAAAUCAGUGUUGUGUGCGUUGAUAGGUGUGUCAGACUCAUCAAGAAGGUCAAGGGACUUUGUGCCUCCCAGAUGGCCAAAGCCAACUCUGGCUUCAUGGCUAUAGGUCAUACGGCUGUAAGCCGUCUCCCCUUCUGGAGGGCCAGAGGGCUGCAGAGAGCAGCUGAAGGCUCAGUCCUGUCCAUGAGCAAAGGUGUCCGGGUGCUGGGUGCUGCUGGGGCUGGCUUGUCACUUUUGCAAGACGUGCAAAGCCUCCUGCAGAGCUGGAAGCACCUGGAGGAGGGGGCGAGGGCAGAGACAGCCGAGGCACUGAGGACACUCGCCAAGGAGCCGGAGCAGGAGCUGAGGCAGCUCACCCGGCACCACAAGCUGACCAUCCAGGGGCGGGGCUGCCGGAGAAGCCCGUUCCUGAAGGAGGAGGUAGGAAGGGGGUGCGGAAGGCAGACGUGGUCCCCGUCUUCCUAG
Molecule: messenger RNA, 897 nt
Organism: Neofelis nebulosa (Clouded leopard)
Lineage: Eukaryota; Metazoa; Chordata; Mammalia; Carnivora; Felidae
Gene: APOL5
Product: apolipoprotein L5
Biological process (GO): lipoprotein metabolic process; lipid transport
Cellular component (GO): extracellular region; membrane
Molecular function (GO): lipid binding
Source: RefSeq, a predicted model, not a curated record